UUCGAGGCCCUGAAACAGAAGUUAUGCGAGAAACCAGUCCUCGCCCAUCCAGACUUCCACAGCUCCAAACCGUUCAUUGUAGACACUGAUGCUUCGGGAUUCGCUACAGGCGCGGUACUCUCUCAGAAACAAGAUGACGGUACUGUAAGACCAGUUGCUUAUAAAUCCAAAUCUCUCACACACGCUGAAAAGAAUUACAGCGUCACCCAAAAGAAUUAUUAGCUAUUCUACAAGCCGUCAAACAUUUCAGAUACUUUCUAUUGGGGAGAAAGCUCCUGAUACGCACGGAUCAUAUGGCAUUGAAAUGGCUAAUGACUUCGAUGUCAUUGAGAGGGCAGCUCCUCAGAUGGAGAGAAGAACUCCAAGAUUAUGAUUUCGAAAUUGAAUACCGACCAGGAGCCGCCCAUGGGAAUGCUGACGCCCUUUCUCGCCGACCCACGUCCGAGGAAAACCCAGCACCCGAGAUCGAGAUAACCUCAGAGGAUCGCCAAAUGUACCAAGAAUUAGGAGUCAAGCCUCCCACCACCGGCGCCUUUCGUAAGGCCCAACUUAACGCUUUCACCGGCAGCCAAGCCCGGCAAAUGGCUACACUCGAAGAAGUAGAAGAAGACUCGUCACCCUCUCCGUCAGAGAGCAAGGAACCGACUGUACCCAAUCGCCCUGAUGACCUAGCGACCAAGAGCUCACCCAACUCCCCAUGUUUAUGUGAGGACCGAACGCCCAAUGAUCAAGUCCAUCAACAACUUGCCCUCCAAGAUGAAGAUGAUGGACGAGAAUGGACCGAAGAAGAACGCCCCAACGGCGAACCCGCAGCACAAAUGGCUAAGUAUCAUCUACCUACGGAACAAAAGGAGGAUGCCGCGCUCAAACAGAUGACCAAGAAAGAGUCUGCGUGCCAGACGCCUUGAUCCCCGAUCUUCUCAGAUGUUUACAUCAUCAUCCGUUAGCCGGACAUCAAGGACGAGUCUGCACCUACAACCGAGCCCGACGUCAUUUCUAUUGGCCCGGAAUGGCCAAAGAUAUCGCCCAGAUGAUUGAGGGAUGUUCACCAUGCCAACAAGCCAAGAGGAGAACGCAAGAAAAACAUGUACCUUUAGGACAGACCAAUACUGCUGUUGAUUCCAGCCAUAUCUUUUAUGUUGUGUUGUAUAUAUUCGUGUCAUGUCAUUCGUGCUCGUUGAAUAUUUGUACAGUGUUUUAUUGUACGUCAAAGUGGAUUUUAUGUAUCAUGUCAUCGCCUCGUGUCUUCUUCUUGUUUGCUGUCGUGAGGAUCCGUUUCUUUUAAUGGGCUUCAUCUUCACCAUGUGGAUAAUGAACUUUGGUAUCGUCCGAUCUUAUUCGGCCUUGAUCUGCAGUUUACAUGGAAGAUGGCAGAAGACACGAAGAGAAGUUGGAUUUUUCAGCUAAUGGAGAACAGACCUGUUUUAUUAGUUCGUCCAACGUGUUUGAUAUUAUAAUACAGUCCACCUAGUUACACUUUUGUGUUAACGCUAAAAAUACAAUUCUGACUAUCGAACGGAUCUGAGUUGCACGAGUUUGUUUAUUUUCGCUCGCGGCAGUUUACAUGGUCCUUCGAGCCGGAUAUUGCUCGAAUCUGUUAAGGAACAGACCUUGGCGAGUUCUUCACUCGAUUUAUUGAGUCCUUCACUCAACUUUUGUGAGUUUGUAACUCAACACGCACAAUGCCUACCAGUGAUAUCGAUGGUGAGUCUUUACCCAGUUAUGCUUCUCAAAAAGCCGUUUUGAAGUCGGAAAAGCAACGACUGACUCGGCGGCUAACCAGUCUAAAAAAGCAAGUGGUAGACUCAAAGGAGAAGGUAGAGAAACCCCUCUCCAGCGCCCUUAUUCUUGAAGGACGCAAUCAAGUGAAUGCUUCGUUGAAAGUAUUGCGUGAACAAACACAUUUGGCCAAAUCCUUCAUUGAAUUGCAAGACAUCCCAGAUGGGGAUAUUGAGACAGAGGUGGAGAGUGUCAUGCAGGCACUUGACGAUUAUGAGGCCAAGGUGGAAGAAGUCCUAAUUGAGUGCCAGGCGGCCUUAUACGCUCUUAAUUGGCACGGCCAAGAUUCUGGGUCAACCUCAGCCCAGCGAGACUUGCAGUCAUUUUUGACUAAAAAUAAUGCCAAACUUCCAGCUAUAACAUUGGAAAAAUUUUCUGGUAACAUCAUGAAGUUCCAGAAGUGGUGGGACACCUUUAAUUCCGCUGUGCACAGGAGACAAGACCUGGACGAUGCACAGAAGUUCUCUUAUCUUCUCUCCUAUCUUAGUGGCAAGGCGGCUGAUUCAAUUUCUGGUUUCAGUCAAGAUGAGAGAAAUUACAACGCAGCGGUGGAUAGGAUUCAUCAACGUUUUAACAAAAAAAGAGAAACGAUUGCUUCAAUCAUUAGGGAUAUUUUGAAGCACCCAAUGGCCACAAAAAACGUGGAGGUCAGAUCCUUGACAGACUACAUUCAGGGAAAGAAGACCGCAUUUGAAAUGGCAGGCCUUCAUUUUAAUGAGCCUACAUCGCAGCCUUUUCUACUAACUCUCGUUGAGUCAAAAUUGCCAUAUCAAUUGAGGCAAAAAUGGGAAUUCGCUGUCGCGGAGGAAGACUUGAAGCAUCCUUCCGACCCACAAGGCCCCCUUACCUUAAAGAAGGGCCUCGAUGAUCUUCUUUUGUACAUGGAGACCUAUGCUUCAUCAGUGGAGAACACUGAUCAAGGAAGAGAGGACAGGUAUGAGGUUCCUGCUCCCAAGGUGGUUCCAAAGCAACAUCCAAAACAGUUCACGAGAACUGCUUCUAGUCUCCCCGCAAAUGGACUACCAAGAGGAAAAGGGAAGAAUAGUUGUGUUUUUUGCACAAAUUCCGGACAUCAAGCAGAAGACUGCCCUGAUGUAUUGAAAAUGUCGUUGAAAGACAGAUGGAAACAAGUCCGUGGAGUGGCUUGCUACAGGUGUCUGUCGAAAGAUACCGACCACCGAGGAGACAAAUGUUCCCUUGGUGUUUGCCCAAUGUCAGGGUGCGAGAGGCAUCAUCACCCUCUUCUACACAGUUCAAGUAAACCAUCCAAUUGACUGAGCCUAGUUGUCUCAGAGUCUUCGGCAGCAUGCAUCCUGCCUUCUUUGCUCGCCGAAGCCACGCAUCCAUCGGAUAGUGAACUGGACAGCUCACUGGUGCGUGUUUUAUUGGAUACUGCCUCCACUACGUCUUACAUCACCAGGAGAAUGGCCGAUCGCCUCUGCCUCGACGGUCGUGAUUCACAGAUGAGUAUAAUGGGUAUCAACCGAAAAUCGACCACAGUCAGCGGACACUUUGUCUCUUUUUUUCUGAAUUCUGUAGUCUCUUCCUUUUCUGUUGAAAUUCAAGCCUUUACUCUUGAUCACAUCUGUGUACCCCUUGAAGGAGUUACUUUUAACCCCAAUUCUCUUCCAAAUUUUAAGGAUUUGCGCUUUGCUGACAAAUUUCCUCGCAAAGAAGCAAAUGUCGAUGUAUUGAUUGGCGCAGAUUUUGUUUGGUUAAUUCUUGGAAAUGAAACUAUACCAAGUGCAACAGGUUUUUUUGCCCAAUCCACCUCGUUAGGUUGGGUCUUGACUGGUGCUCAAAGAAACACAUCCAUUUGUUGUGUAGGAGCUACUGAAAAUGCUUUGCCAAUUAAAAAGAAAGAGUUGGUUACUUUUGAACUCCAGCAUUUUUGGGAUCUAGAGCGCCUUGGUACUUUUCAAAAACAUUUUGCUCAUUCUCAAGAUGAUGAAUAUGUACUUAAAAUGUAUAAAAAGGAUUUAAUUUUUUCCCCUGAAAAGGAAAAAUAUGUGGUAAAUAUUAUUUUCAAACCCGAUACACCACCAUUGAAAUCUAAUUUUUUGUCUGCGUUUUCCAGACUCAAGUCUUUGGAGAGACAACUCCUCCAAAGUCCUUCCCGGGCCAAGGCGUAUUGUGACGAAAUCCAGGCGUUGAUUAAUCGGGGUUUCGUGCGCGAAGUAACGGACGAAACGGAGCUUCGGUCCAAGGAUGAAACAGGUCGAUUUUAUAUGCCACACAGAGAUAUUGUUAGACCUAACGUCGAAACGACAAAAGUUAGACCAGUUUUUGACUGUUCAGCCACAAAUGUGGAUCGCAUUUCUUUAAAUGACCUUUGCUUUAAAGGACCAAAACUUCAAAACUCUUUGUUUGAUAUUUUAAUUCGUAUUCGAACUUUUCGAUAUGUAAUUAAAGGAGACAUUUCAAAAAUGUUCCAAAUGAUCGGUUUGGGAGAAGAUUCUCGCCCUUUUCACCGAUUUUUAUGGCGAUUUCUCCAGGUAGAGAAAAAACCUAGAAUUUUUGAACACACUGUGUUGGUUUUUGGCAAUAUACAGAGCCCUUUUUUGGCAAUUCAUACUACGGAUGAAAAUGCCAGGUAUCAUUCUAUUGAAUAUCCCGAGGCAGCCGAGGCCAUAAUUUCAGACAAGUAUGUAGAUGACUUGUUCACAGGUGUUAAUUCCAUUUCGGAAGGCAUUCAACUAAGAAAGGAAAUAAGCCUUGUUAUGGAUCUUGGAAACUUUCAUUUUGCAAAAUGGUUAUCAAAUUCAAAGGUAAUUUUGCAAUCCAUCCCAGAACAGGAUCGGGCGGCUAUGGCACCGCAUGUUUUUAAAAGUAAAGAGCUUACUAUGGAAGAGACAAUAAAUUCAAAAGCUCUGGGAAUCCAAUGGAAUCCCAUUCGAGAUGUUUUUUGCUUUGUAGGUCUUAGUAGUGUUUAGGUGGAAUGUUAAGCUCAUUAAAA
This is a messenger RNA of Tigriopus californicus, 4735 nucleotides long. RefSeq lists its product as uncharacterized. NCBI's taxonomy places the organism in Eukaryota, Metazoa, Arthropoda, Copepoda, Harpacticoida, Harpacticidae. The coding region runs from base 294 to 908 and encodes 204 amino acids. The record is from RefSeq and is a predicted model, not a curated record. The transcript is spliced from 2 exons.